Molecule: messenger RNA, 2001 nt
Organism: Penicillium alfredii
Lineage: Eukaryota; Fungi; Ascomycota; Eurotiomycetes; Eurotiales; Aspergillaceae
Product: Zn(II)2Cys6 transcription factor
Exons: 4
Coding region: 1-2001 (666 amino acids)
Biological process (GO): positive regulation of transcription by RNA polymerase II
Cellular component (GO): nucleus
Molecular function (GO): zinc ion binding; DNA-binding transcription factor activity, RNA polymerase II-specific; transcription cis-regulatory region binding
Source: RefSeq, a predicted model, not a curated record
AUGAAUCUCACAGCGGGUGCCCAGUCUCCGUCGCAAUCUCCCAGUGCCGACACCCAGACAUCCACCCCCAGGAGCCGCAGAAGUGAUUCCCAACGGGCUUCGGCCGCCAAUCGCAAAAAGUCGGCUGAGAUCGCCGACACGAAAGCGAGGAGGGUUCGCACGGGCUGUUUGACUUGUCGCGAGCGGCAUCUGAAGUGCGAUGAAACCCUGGGGCGAUGUCUGAAUUGUCGCAAGUCGGAUAGAAUCUGCAGGCGCGGGGUGCGUCUCAAUUUCAUCGAUAUUCAAACAGUCGCACCCCCGCAUAUCAUCGAUCAUCCCCACGGGGCACAGGUGACAUUUCGAGAUGACUCGCGACAUAUUGCAUCCGAGUAUGUGGGCGGAUUUGAACGAUACCCACCCCCGCAGCCGGAGAGCCCAGUUGAAAAAACCAGACAGCUUGAUUAUGACAAUUUUGAGAUCAUCGGUCCUGAUUACUUGACGAAUCUCUUUCAAACUGCUGCCCAUUCUCUUGACCCAUUGAGUUUUGACCUACCUCACUCGACGACACCAGACCUCUUGGCUGGGGUGGAUACCUGGCAUCAGCAUCACCUGAUUCCCGGUGACGAGCUGCUUCCACAAGGGACUUCUAACUUCGCCCGCAAGCUGGCAAGGAAGCAUGAUGACCACCUGUGCUUGACCGAUUCAGACCAGGUGAUCUUUUUGCAAGCUUUUGUUGAGAAAGUAGGUCCCUGGAUGGAUGCGAUGGACGAGUCAAAUCAUUUCACGCACAUCCUUCCUCUCCACGCCAGUAACGAGGCCAUGCUGCUCAAGGCUUUUCUAGCAUGUGGGGCUCGACAUCUUUCUUUGGUCGAUCUUGCAUAUGAAGACAAAGCUAUACAUCUCUUCGAGGCAACUACCCACGAUCUUUUGGUCUCUAUGCAGGACCCUAACCGCGACUCUGUUUUAUGUGCAACCACGGCACUUAUUCUCGGUGUUUAUGAGAUCAUGUCGCAAUCAGCACAGCAAACAAACCACAUUGCGGGCUCGAGGGCGCUAAUUCGAGAAUGUGGCUGGACAGCCUCAACCCCCGGCCUCGGCAGUGCAAUUUUCUGGAUCAGUAUACGCAUGGAGCUGCUUGAUUGUCUAUAUCAUAAAUGGGCAUUGUCCUGGGAUCCGGAUACGUGGGGGGUCAACAUGGAUCUAAGCCAAGUGGCCCCUGUCGGCAUGACAGAAGAGGAUCUGUGGUCCCAUCGCAUUCUGUACAUCUGUGCAAAAAUUGCCAAUUUUCGGAUCUCUGUGGACCAGUCACAAACUCUGGAUGAUCAGCCUUCUCGUACCCACGAGCAAUUCCAGGAGUGGAGUUUGUAUAACGACUGGUGUGAUAGGUGGGACAAGAAUGUUCCGCGGUCAAUGAUGCCUCUCAGCCACCUACAUCCAUGGCAGACCAACUCUCAAUCUGUGUUCCCGCAGAUCUGGCUCGUCAAACCAUCAGGGAUCCUAGCUCGAGUGCUCUACCACACUGCACGUAUCCUCUUGGCCCGGGCACACCCUCUGGAAUCCGAAUUCCGUAGCGAGACGCGGAAUAUGCAAACCACCAACGCUUAUGAGGUCUUCGGUCUCGUCACUCGACUCAAGGAUCGGAAUGUGGCGAGUGUCCUAACCCGCUGUCUGGCCAUUGCAGCAGAAUCCUUGGACACGCGCGAAGCGCAAGAAGAGGCUCUUGGCGUGCUCGACAAAAUCAGCACAGAAACACGCUGGGAAUCUGGGUCCGUUAAAGACGGACUUAAGCAGACCUGGGGCUGGGGGCUUUCGCCUCCGCAUACUUUGGCCCCAGCACAAAUGCACAAUCACUUUGCGCCGGACCCAGCAACUUCAAUCUCAGAAGGUCCUGAAGUUUCCACAGGAACUGACAACCUGCUUCUCAUUACGGGGGACUUCUCGGCUGAAAACCAUCCCUAUCAGGGUUACUACGUUGCGCCACAGCAUCAUGUACUUCAUCAGUAUGAUGGAUACUUGAUGUAA